Alligator sinensis (Chinese alligator) is the source of this 738-nucleotide messenger RNA. RefSeq names its product trafficking protein particle complex 4 (gene TRAPPC4). Gene Ontology annotation, biological process: endoplasmic reticulum to Golgi vesicle-mediated transport. The transcript is spliced from 4 exons. Lineage: Eukaryota; Metazoa; Chordata; Crocodylia; Alligatoridae. The annotation marks the transcript as partial. The record is from RefSeq and is a predicted model, not a curated record. Gene Ontology annotation, cellular component: TRAPP complex.
CCGCGCCUCUCCUCCAACGAGAAGCUCAUGCUGGCCUCCAUGUUCCACUCCCUCUUCGCCAUCGGGUCGCAGCUGUCGCCUGAGCCGGGCAGCUCCGGCAUCGAAAUGCUGGAGACGGACACGUUCAAGCUGCACUGCUUCCAGACCCUCACAGGGAUCAAGUUUGUGGUGCUGGCGGACCCCCGGCAGGCCGGGAUCGACUCCCUGCUGCGCAAGAUCUAUGAGAUUUAUUCAGACUUUGCUCUGAAAAACCCGUUCUACUCACUGGAGAUGCCGAUCAGGUGCGAACUGUUUGAUCAGAACUUGAAACUUGCCUUGGAGGUAGCAGAAAAAGCUGGACCAUUUGGACCUGGACCAUAGGAUAUUUCCUUUGUCAGUCACCUGCAGGACCCUCCUUCACUGAAUCAGCAUGGGUUUACCUUCACCAGAAAACCUGUCCUGGUUCUUGCAUCUGGCUGCAACAGCAAGGAAGCAGCUCUAGAGGGUUCAAGCAGUGCUGUGUCAUGGUCAGGGAUGCUGCUUUAUUCCGUGUGUAUGGGUUUAACCUGGCUUUAAAGCAAGGUCUGUUGUUAUCAGAUGCAUGUAUUCUGUGAUCACAGUCCUGACAUCACUGUAGGGAUAAUGGAAGGUGACACACAGCUUGGCAACAAUACGCCAGCUGAAUGCUUCCCAUUACCCCCAAUGUGUACAUAUGGUCUUUCUGUACAGCUUUAAUUAUUUAAUAAUAAACUUUCCCUA